Molecule: messenger RNA, 324 nt
Organism: Cetraspora pellucida
Lineage: Eukaryota; Fungi; Glomeromycota; Glomeromycetes; Diversisporales; Gigasporaceae
Source: the annotation of a GenBank genome assembly
CAAAACAUUCUUUUUGUACAAGCCUUGCUAUCAGAUAAAAGUACAGAAUUACAUAUUUGGAUGUUCAACAAAGUCUUAAAACUAACUGAAAGACAGCCAGCAGUCAUAAUUACUGAUACUAACCCUGCAGUAGAAUCUGCAACUUAUCAAAUAUUUUCUCAAAGCUAUCAAAUUCAUUAUGCUUUUCAUCUUAUACAGAAUAUUAACAAAUACUUAAGAAAUUCUCUUGAUAGUGAUUAUAGCAAGUUUAUUAAGCCAUUUUAUAUUUGUAGAAAUAGUCUCAAAAAAGAAACAUUUGAAAAGAGAUUUAAAGAUAUUCGUUAA